Molecule: messenger RNA, 375 nt
Organism: Seriola aureovittata
Lineage: Eukaryota; Metazoa; Chordata; Actinopteri; Carangiformes; Carangidae
Product: GTP-binding protein Rheb-like
Exons: 3
Coding region: 104-343 (79 amino acids)
Biological process (GO): small GTPase-mediated signal transduction
Cellular component (GO): plasma membrane
Molecular function (GO): GTPase activity; GDP binding; GTP binding
Source: RefSeq, a predicted model, not a curated record
GGAAGCGCUCCUUCACGAUGCGGCGAGUCCGUGCUGCUCCGGGAAGCGAUGAUGCAGGAGCUGUGCUGCUCUGUCCGCCCGUCUGGAUGCUCCAAUUAAAACCAUGCCGCAGCCAAAAUCCCGGAAAAUCGCCGUGUUGGGUUACAGGUCGGUGGGGAAGUCGUCUCUCACCAUCCAGUUUGUGGAGGGGCAGUUUGUGGACUCCUACGACCCCACCAUAGAGAACACGUUCACCAAGACGAUGACUGUGAACGGGCAGGAGUACAACCUGCAGCUGGUCGACACGGCCGGCCAGGUGAGCUCUUCCUCAGGUAACUUCCUCUGUUGCUUUAUUCACUCCUGAUAGAAGGAAGAGCUGCAGGUGAGCCGCCACAG